AUGGCCACUUCUGAGAAAGUGGACGAAAAGCCAGUCCCAGUCGAACAUGUGGACAAUGAUGUCGUCACCACGAAAGAGAAGACGCUGAGCUCCGAGGCAGCGGCCGCCGGCCAGGGCGUGAGUGGCUACGAGACCCUCACCCUCUGGGAGACGGUCAAGAAGUUCAAGGUCAACACGUUGAUCUGCUUCAUGGUGACUCUGAGUGCGGCGACAGAUGGAUACCAGAUCGGUAUAAUGGGAAACAUUAUCGCCAACUCAGGCUUUGUUAAGCAAUUUGGGACAGGCACCAAUGAGAACGGCGACAAGUACCUAGUUUCAAGCGUGCUCAGCGCCUGGAACGCCAUUGGAGCCGUCGGACAGAUCAUCGGCAUGGUCUCACUGACCUUUCUUUCCUCACGACUUGGCAGGAAGUUUGCCAUGUACUGGCUGUGGUUUCUUCUCACCAUCAGCAUCAUCCUCGAGUGCGUGGCUAAGAACUGGAAAGUUUGGCUCGUGGCGAAGCUCUUUGGCGGCAUUGGCGUCGGCUGUCUCCAGACUACUAUCCCUACCUAUCUAUCCGAGGUGGCUCCUGUUCGCAUCCGCGGUGCUAUGCUCAUGUGCUAUAGCUUGUGGUUUUCUGCCGGCCAGUUCUUUGCCCCUGUGGCCUUGCAGGUCAUGUUGGAAAAGGAGCCUGAUAAUUAUCUAACCCCUAUAUACACGCAAUGGUCUCAAAUCGGCUUGAUGAUCAUCAUCUACCUGUUGGUGCCCGAGUCCCCGGCCUGGUGCGCGUCAAAGGGCAAGGAAAAGGAGGCCAAGAAGAUGCUGCAUAGGCUUCACUGGGACAUCAAGGACUACGACGUGGACCACCAGUAUAACCUUCUCCUCAUCAAUGUCGAACAUGAGCGUGCCAUUGCGGCUGAGCAGAGCCGUGAAAAGUGGUACAAUAUCUUCAGGGGCCAGGACGGCCUGCGCACCAUGAUUUCGGCCUGGACUUUGAUGACACAACAACUCAUCGGCUUGGGCAUCUUUGCUAGCUAUGCCACUUACUUCUUUCAGCAGGCCGGCCUCAAGGAUCCUUUCAAGAUCACCUGCAUGACCUCGGGUAUCAACAUCUUCUUCAGCAUUGUCGUUAUUUACCUCGCUGAUGCUACUGGCCGUCGCUGGAUGGCUUGUUACGGAAAUGCUAAUACUAGCCUUAGCUGGGGUUGUUGUGUGAUAGUUGGCAUCCUUGGAGUGGUUCCCUCAAGCACGGCCACUUAUAAUGCCAUGGUGUUCUUUUCUGUCCUCUGGAAUGUUGGUCUGGUGGCAAACGGUGCGACUGGCUGGGGCUUCGUUGGAGAAAUCUCAUCCCAACGCCUUCGUCCUUACACGGCUGGCUUUGCCGCUGCCUCUACAUGUGUGGUAGGGACUGUUAUCGGUACUGUUCUUCCGUACAUGAUCAAUGCCGAGGAAUGGAACUGGGGCCUCAAGACCGCUUGGCUGUACGUUGGCCUGGGCGCCCCUUUUACUGUUGGCAUGUGGUUCUUGAUCCCAGAGACUAAGGGACGAUCGGCUGCCGAGCUGGAUGAACUCUUUGAGCGAAAGAUUAAGCCAUUCCGCUUCCACAAGACUACUACCGUCACACAGCGCAUGGUCGAGAUGAAUGGAGAAGAGCGCGCUUAA
Fusarium vanettenii 77-13-4 is the source of this 1641-nucleotide messenger RNA. RefSeq lists its product as uncharacterized. Lineage: Eukaryota; Fungi; Ascomycota; Sordariomycetes; Hypocreales; Nectriaceae. Gene Ontology annotation, cellular component: membrane. The transcript has 5 exons. Gene Ontology annotation, molecular function: carbohydrate:proton symporter activity. Gene Ontology annotation, biological process: transmembrane transport; carbohydrate transport. The coding region runs from base 1 to 1641 and encodes 546 amino acids. The record is from RefSeq and is a predicted model, not a curated record.